Messenger RNA from Ostrea edulis (European flat oyster), 5663 nucleotides. RefSeq lists its product as uncharacterized. The transcript has 5 exons. The coding region runs from base 208 to 2379 and encodes 723 amino acids. The record is from RefSeq and is a predicted model, not a curated record. Gene Ontology annotation, molecular function: protein binding. NCBI's taxonomy places the organism in Eukaryota, Metazoa, Mollusca, Bivalvia, Ostreida, Ostreidae.
UGUGGUGUAUCCUUGCAGUGAAGUGGUCAAGUCGUUUAUUAGCAUGAGCUUUGACACAGGAACAAUGGCGGAAAAAGAUCGCAAGUGACCAGAGGGAGCGGACUUUUAUAACUUACCUGUGUAUUAAGAAAGGGGUUCAUGUUUAGCGAAUUUCCUGAUCAUAGAAGUCAAUCAACUUAACCAGUAACUUCCUCGUAGUCACUCACCAUGUUAAGCAACUGUUAUCAGAAGUUCUACACCAACCAGAUCCACUCCAGCUCACUUCUCUGUCAGCUGUCGACCAUGUGGAAAAGUCAGGUGCUCUGUGAUGCAGUGAUUAGAUCAGGGACGACUGUUAUCAAGGCACACCGUGUUAUCUUAGUUGCUGCUUGCCCCAUGCUACAGUCGAUGGAGAAAUCAUCAGUGGGCUCUCAUCUAGAGGUCCGUCUGGCGUCAGAUAUCACAGCUGAUUCCAUUAACACAUUCCUACAAUACCUGUACGAAGGCUUCAUGAUGUUGACAGAAGAAAAUUGUAAAGAAGUAGAAAAAAUAGCCAGGCUGUUACAGGUUGAUAGUGUCAUCAAAUGUUGUGCUGAUUUCAGUAAGUGUGUAAGCUUAAAAACAGGGAUUGGAAACUUCAGUAAUGAACAGUAUCGCUACACAUUCCAUGACAUGAUAGAAUUCCGCCAUGUUAGGUCUUCAGAAUUACAGAAAACAGUCCAGGAUAGGUUAAAGAGGCCAGCAACUGAUUUUCUCAGGGCAGGAAGCCCAAGCACAAAGAGGCCGAAGCAUUUCAGGAUGGGAAGUCCCUCUGAUAUUUCAGUGAUAGCAGACAGGUUAUCAAUGGCACAGAGUUACGCACAACAGGAUAAAGUGAACCAUUCCAGUACAUUGAGCUCUAGUCAGAGACAAAACAGCAAUUCCCAGAAACAACCCGUUUAUCCAGUGGAGAUAGUGGAAGACAGCAUAGAACUGGUUCAGACGGAGGUCAACCUUGACACAAAUACUGUAAGUGUGGAUGAAGCUGUGUCGGUGGGGAUCGCAAGUCAGAUAGACAAUUCUUCUGAUUUACAAGUCAUUGACAUAUCAAAAGAAAAAUCAAACCACACCAGUGCCAGCAAAAGUAGUGCAGCUCUUUCUCACCACCCUCAUGACUCUAUAACUGUAAAUCCUCUGGAAAACUUCGCCAAUGCAGAUGGGUCCUUAUCCAGUUUGAGAGAUUCCUCUUUUCCCCUUCCUUUAUCGUCUCAUCGAACAUUACCCACAUCUACAUCCAGACAUGGCGAUGACACUGCCCCACGUAGAUCAAAAGUGACAGACCGACCUCCUGAUUCUAUGCCUUUACAAGCCAUGCAACAGAUGACAAGAUCCACAAACUCCCUGACCACCAGCAGUCCUAGUCCAGACACCCAGGGGGGCAGAUCAAUACUGGUGGCAUCAGAAAGGGCAAGUGGGUCUAGCAGGGCUGGGGUAUCUGAUGCUUCCCAUACAAAUGAAUCCAGCAAAGAAAAAAGCUCACAACCAGGCGAACCUGACCUCAGUAUUGUUAAGAAAGAAGCCGAGGAGGAUGCCACACCCACUGGACUGGAAAUGUUCGUUGACUCGCUAGAUGAACCCCAAGACACGGGUCAGCGAGAUUCGGAAGUGGAUGACACGGAGGGUGAUGUUACGGUCGACUGGAACAAAGAGGAUUUAUCGAUGGAAGGAAACAUGAGCGGAGACCAAACGAUGUGGAUGGACACAAGUUUCAAAGAGCAUGGUUGGAUAAGCACGCCUCAUCGGGCUACAGAUGUUCUCACCCAACUGGCUAUGUAUGCAACUCCACCAGGUGGUGGACUGACCCCAAUAGAACCCCCACCCCUCUCUGUGUAUGUCACUCCACCAAAUGGAGGCAGUAGCAGACGCAAAAAGAAAAAGCAUUAUGAUCAUGUGAUUGAAUUCAAAGAGGGCAUAAUGAGUAAAGAGGAUGAAAAAUCCACUGAUGAUUCAGUGUCUGCUGAUGGUGAAACAUUGUCAGCAAGCAGUCUUGUGUCCAGCAUGACUGAAACUGAGUUUUCUCAGUUGUCAAGUAUGAUUCCUUCAUUCAGUGACUCAAAAGUUCACUGCACAGAGAGUUUGCAAGGAAAGCAGAAGAACUGUGUCCUCUGCAAGUACCUUGGUAGAAAGACCAAUGAGGGUCUUUUAAAGGUUCGAACCAGAGCUAAAUGCAAUGCAUGUGAUACACCAUUGUGCAAAGGACCACCAAGGAACUGUUUUCGUGACUUCCAUGAAUUGUACAAGAAAUUCAAAUUUCCUGAUUUGAAGUGGAGUCAUGCUUCAGUAUAUCAGUAUCCUGGAAGAGGAGCAAAUGCGCGCUUCAUCAUCAGCCCGGAAAUAAAUGACACUCUUCUGCCACACUGAAGAGAGUGAAGAAUGACUAUGCCUGGGGACAAAAUUUUAAAGUUAUGCUAUGGAUGUAAAGAGACCCGAGAAAGUAGUUUAUGCUUCAAGACAUGGUUGCUCAAUGGAUAUGCAUGCUCCCAAAUUUGAGUUUUGUUUCACUAUUAUAUAUUAUUUCUGGGUGUUGGUUUUAUGUAACAUUUUAGAUAUGUAUCAUUAUAGGAAAUAUCUAUCCUACUGUGUCAGGUCAGCAGUGAAUUUAAUGAUUUUUAAAUUUUUAAAAAUGAUAUUCAGUGUCUAGACAUGCUAAAUUUCUCUCUUGUGAAUACAACUUCUUUUUGAAAACCUUUAGUAUAACAUUUCAAUUAGUUUUAGCUCUGAUAUGUGCAAUAAUUCUUACAAGUGUUCAAAAAGACUAACUUUCAGUACUAAAUUCAAUGUGAUUUUAUAGUCAGAUUUUUAUAUCCAAAUGAUACUUUACGGAGAGGAGUGGUGUCUUUAGAGAUAUCAUUACAGUUAAGUUAGCAAUGAAUCUUAAGACGAGUUUACAUAUCUUGAUUGGUUGCCUACCUUCAAAUUUCAAUAUCUGUUUCAAAUAGGAUUUUUAUGACACUGAGAUCAAAGUUCAGGAGGAUAUUGUUUUUGGUCUGACUAUUUUUUUUGUCCACAAGAAUUGCUAUUGAACUGUAGGAGACAGAGACAAAUUAAAAGCUCAUGGUCAAAUUUGCCACCAUUGGACAUGACCUAAUCUUUGUUGAGAUUGGCACAGCUGCAUAUUUGGACUGACGCCUUCACUGAAUCUCUGAGCAGUCCCUUCAUAAUUCAUGUCUGGAAAUUUACAUUCAGUUUCGACCAUUUAUAGCAAUUAAUGUGCAUUUAGGAGACACUGCUGUUCAAUAAGUGCUUUAUAACUAACUCUGUAUCACUAUUAAUUUUGCAUUGCUUACCAUCUAGGUAUUAAAAUUUCAAAAUGAAAACAGUCAAUAAAUUUUCUGUUUAAAUGAGGACUCCCAUGAAGGAAUUGUUUAUCUCCUGAUGUUGAAAAGUUCCUAAAGUAUAUUUUAUUUGUGAUAUGCAGUACCCGGUAACUGCUCAUACCUACUGUAUAUCACUACUAAAGAAAAACAGAUUAUAGGAACUCUUCAACAAUUCCUUCAUUUGAAUGGAAAAUUUAGUGACUUUUCAUUUUAGGAUUUUCAUACCUAGACGGUAAGCAAUACAAAAUUAAUAGUAAUAAAGAGUUAGUUUAACAGUCAACUAACUUUUGAAGUGAACAGCUGUGUCACCUAAAUGCACAUUAAUUGCUAGAACCGGUCGAAGCUGAAUGUAAAUUACCAGACGUGAAUUAUGAAGGACUGCUCCGAGAUUGGUGAAGGUGUCAGUCCAUAUGUCCAGCUGAGUGGAAUCUCAGCUGAGAUUAGACAUGACCAAGGUCUGGUGAAUAGUGUUUCCGUGAAGUUGCAGCUCGGAUAUUUAAAUGACUUUGACACUGAAAUUAAAGAGAAAUUCUGAUCCUCAAGAAUUUAGUAACAUAACAGAGAGUAAAAUACAGAUUAAAUGUCAUUUGGGAUUUUAUCUAUCAUAGUAUUUAUCUAUCCUAUUUUUUCUAUCCAUCCUAGUUUGAAACAGCAAACUUGAGUCUUUAAUAGUUUUUCUUGUAUUAAUGUGAUCUGUCCAUGGACAAUCAGAUCAAAUUGUAGGCACUGAUUCUAAGCAGCACAUACUUCUGUUACAGUUUCCUUUGUUAUGCUUUUCUUCAGUUUACGAUGUUUGGAUUACGUACUUGCUUAUUAUAUGAGUUUAAUCAUUUCAAAUCUUAGGACCAUGCAAUUUUCAUGGAAUACUAAGGUCUUUCUGUUUAAAGGGAAUGUAAUUUCAUUGGUAAGGUGUCUGUACCUUGAGACAGUAUUACUGUAUGUGUAUAUAAAUUGUGUAUUUCAUUUAGGCCUUAGUUUUAAUGUGGGGUUGGGGUAACAAUGAAAUCCACAAAAAUUGAACUCCCAAGAAAUACAUGUAUAUAGAUUCCAUUUUCUUUUUCAAUUUUUACCAGAUGCACCUCUCGUGUAGAAUAUCCUAGUGGUCUAGAUAAACAGUCACAUUUUACUUAUAGUCUUUAUAUAUUGUUGCAUAUCAGAUUGGAUUUUGUGGCACUCUGUUGAACUCUGUUAUGUUCAGUCUAUAUGAGGGUAGUUGUUAGUAACAGGAAUAUGCCGUGCGACCGUUAAAAAAAAAAAAAAAAACCAAUAAAAAAAAACCACAACUCUCUGUGAUAGAGGGUAUGUUGCAUCUUGUUGCCCUUGUACACACAUGGACGGGUAAAUACAGAUAUCCUAAUCAUUUGCUGACCUUUUAAAGCGAGUUUUAAAACCAAUCCAUCAUGAAAUAGCCAGUAGGAAUGCUUCAAGUCUUUGACAUUUGGUCUGUAUUUUAGUUUUGGUAUAAACGGCUAUGUUCAAGAAGGUGAUGUUGACAAAAUAUUUUUUUCUCCUUCAGGAUAGUUAACAUGGUUAACCUGAUUUGAAAAAUAUAUAUAUAUUGGACUACUUAUUCAAAGUAAACUGAUUUGAAGAAGAUUUUUGUUCUCGUAAGCAAUUUUUUUUUUUAAAAGGUGGUAUGUAUUUUACUGUUAUGCAACAGGCUUAUGGGAAAAAUGAGUAUUCAGGGGUUGUAAACAAAAUAUAUGACUGAAGUAGUGUAUGUUACUGUGAAUCUAUAAUCUAGUCAUAUAGUAUGAAUCAAGCAAUAUGUACAAAAGAAUCAAAGUUAUAAAAGAAGCCAGAGAUCACUACCCCCACUGAUAAAUGUAGUAUUUUAAGGGAAGGAGUGCAUGUAUAACUUAUGUUUGUUAGUGCAUGGUGAUUGCAUUAAUUGAUACUCAGGGUUUCAGAGGCAUAAUGAUGCUUUGCUAUUGCCUGUGGAAAGGGGAUUUGAUCUGACUCGAGUGAAAAAACAGGUCUCCUGAUUGAAGUGUGUUUUUAAUCUCCAUUUUAUUGAAUUAUUUUGUAAAGAAAUGCAUUAUUUGUAUGAAUGACAUAGUCUUAGAACAAAAAAUACAGACACAUGUAUAUCCGCAGAAGACUUCGUGCUAUAUAUACACCAGGCAUUCCAUCACAGAACUGGCUUUCUGUCAUUACUGAAUAAGAGGUUUAUUAGAUAAUGUAUAGAUAUCUUUAUUUACAUGUUAUAACCAGAUGUGUAUUCAUAUUGAUACAUGUGUAUUAAGUGUAGAUAAUUUAUCUGCUAUUUUUAAAAAAGAAAUGCUGUAUUUGUUGAUUUUUGAAUAAAUUUUAUCUAUUUUCUAUUUA